Ruditapes philippinarum (Manila clam) is the source of this 1787-nucleotide messenger RNA. RefSeq names its product thyrotropin-releasing hormone receptor-like. Gene Ontology annotation, biological process: G protein-coupled receptor signaling pathway. Gene Ontology annotation, cellular component: plasma membrane. Gene Ontology annotation, molecular function: G protein-coupled receptor activity. The coding region runs from base 267 to 1475 and encodes 402 amino acids. NCBI's taxonomy places the organism in Eukaryota, Metazoa, Mollusca, Bivalvia, Venerida, Veneridae. The transcript has a single exon. The record is from RefSeq and is a predicted model, not a curated record.
UUAUAUGUUAUAAAUAAAGUAACGCAGAGGCAGUAGUUUUAGUGAAAGAGCGUUAACGGUCAUGUCUAGACUCCAUCAGUGUUUAUUGAAGCAAUCUGUUCGCACCAUGACAUCGUAAAUAAUUGCGAAAUUGUGAGAAGAGAAUUAAUGUGCAGCAAAUAAAAAAAGCAACACAUGGUCGUUUAUUCCAUUGCAUUUAUUGAAUGGAGAUACGAAUGCAGCACAGAGGUGAUAUCGGUGAUGAUUGUUCAUAGUGAUCUUUAAAUAUGGAAUUUAAUGCAUUUAAUCAUGAGAACAAUAGUGAUAAUUAUAGUUACAACGGACAAAAUAUAUCCGACAAUGAUCAAUCUUCAUGGAUUAAUGCGGCUCAAAUUACGAGAAAUGUUUUGAUUCCCGUUAUAUCAAUUGUUGGACUUGUAGGAAAUACGCUGUCUCUUUUAGUGUUCAUGUCGAAACGAAUGCGGAAAUCACCUUGCUCAGUAUUCCAGGCAUCUCUGGCAGUUGUUGACAACACUUUCUUAGUUGGAUUAUUAGUAACGUGGAUCGAUGGCGAGUGCCAAGCAUUCCUUACAAUUGACUUUGCAUGCCAACUACUUAUAUUUAUCACAUAUGUGACAAGUUUUCUCAGUGUUUGGUUUAUAGUGGGAUUUACAUGCGAACGUUUCUUUGCCAUUUAUUUCCCACUUCGUCGUCAAUUGAUGUGUAAUGCCCGUCGCCAGAAAAUAAUUGUGGCCGUUUUAACGUGUAUUGGCUCUGUUUUGUACCAAUUUAGUUUCUGGACACUUGAAAUGCAGCAAUGGGAUGAUUCUUUGAAAUGCUUAUUUAAGCCUGAACAUUAUAGGUUUUUGAACAUUGUGGUUUGGAUUGACACGUUCGUUACAAUGGUUAUUCCAUUUAUUGUCAUUACAAUUCUUAACACGUUAAUAGUGCGUGCUGUUUUUAAUUGCCAACCUAGGCGUAAGGAACAAGUGCCUUUAGUUUCGGUUUCUCGAACAGACACACAUACAAGUAUAAAUAGGAGAAAAGAUGAUGCUAAUGAGGGCGGAAGUGGUCAUGAUGAACAUAGAGAUUCACAACGGCCCAUUAUCCAAGGGUUGAAAAGAAACGGCUUAAAACAUUCGAGACGAGGAUUGAACUUACGUGUGACUAAACGGUUAUUGCUAGUCUCUUCAAUGUUUUUGUUACUGAACCUCCCGUCACAUAUAAUACGACUACAUAAUCUGAUAGUGUCUGCAACAUCAAACCAUGACACUGUUACCCCUCGGUUUUUCUUUCUCCAAGAACUAACAUUACUGUGGUAUUAUACGACGUUUAGUUGUAAUUUCUUUCUGUAUAUUGCAAUGGGGAACAACUUUAAAGAAACUCUGCUGCAUUUACUUCAUUGUAGGAAAAGCACUUACAGCUCAAGAAGGGAAAUGUUACUAAAGUUGAGAUCUACAAGAGGGAGUCAGUCGAGUCGCACAACAUUACUGUAGAGUCAAUCAUCUCCAGUACUAUAUAAAUCGUAAAACUUCGAUAACUAUUGUGUUUUAUUAUGCGAUUCCUUUUAGUCAAUACACAUCGUACCAAAGUAAUUUUAAUUUAUUGCUAACUACGACUACGAAACUUCGAUCGGAUAGUAAACAAAAUAAGGAAAUGAAACAUUCUAUCAUGAGAAAUGACUUCACUUAAUCUAAACAUGACAGUGUAAUUCAAGCACACUUAGGAGUUUUCGUUAUAAUUCCUUUAAUUCUUCAAUUGCCUUAUCUCCUUCCAGGAUGUAACACUUUAAAAGCUUGAAAAAAUGU